This is a messenger RNA of Ogataea philodendri, 849 nucleotides long. RefSeq lists its product as uncharacterized. Gene Ontology annotation, biological process: protein deubiquitination. The transcript has a single exon. NCBI's taxonomy places the organism in Eukaryota, Fungi, Ascomycota, Pichiomycetes, Pichiales, Pichiaceae. The record is from RefSeq and is a predicted model, not a curated record. Gene Ontology annotation, molecular function: cysteine-type deubiquitinase activity. The coding region runs from base 1 to 849 and encodes 282 amino acids.
AUGGAGCAGCUCUUAGCACAGCACAAAAAGGAGACACGUGACCUGGUUGCGACGACAACAGGGAUGCGCAAGCAGGCGACCAAGUCGACUCGGAAGGAGGUUUUGAAGCGGAUUGCGCAGAUGGAGGCCGAUCUGAAGAUCCGGCACGAGAAAGAGCUGCGCGAGCUGAACGGCGAGGAACCUGGCGAGGAGCAGGAGGUGAGUCCCGAGCAGCUGCUGGCUCAGAUGAGUCUGGCAGAGGAGCAGAAGCCUGUGGAGGCCGCUGUGAGCGCAGAGCCGAAGAAAAAGCGCAACAGGCAAAAGGAACGGCUGGCAAAGCGAGAAGCAGAGUUCAAGAAGCUGCAGCAGGAGGCCGAGAGCGAGGCCAGCACGCAGCCGAACCUGAAGGAGAUGGAACUGAACAACAUCGCGCAGCUGUGCACGGUGGGGCGGCUAGUGCAGCAGAACAUCACGCCAGAUGGCCACUGUUUGUUUGCGUCGAUCGCGGACCAGUUGCAGGAACGUCAUGGCAUAACUGUUUCUGUUCAGCAAUUGCGCACCCAGGCGGCGAACCAGAUCCGCAAUGACCCAGACACGUUUGCGCCUUUCCUGUUUGACGAGGAGACGAUGGAGAACCGCAACGUGGACGAGUACACGGCAAAGCUGGAGAACACAGUGAUGUGGGGCGGUGACUUGGAGAUUCUGGCGUUGGCCAAAGAGUACGAUUGUCCAAUAAGCGUGAUGAUGAGUGGACGGGCGCCAAUGAAGAUCAAUUCCGACGCACAACAGCCAGAGUUGAAGCUGGUGUAUUACCAGCACGCAUUUGGACUGGGAGAGCACUACAAUUCGCUAAGAGACAUGGUUUCAUAA